AUGCAGGCUGGAGCCCCCACAGUGAACACCCUCAGUGGAGGGGUCUUCACAACAUCUCGAGGGCUGCUGGUUGUGGCCCGGCCGGGCCAUGGCUACUGCGGCCACAGCCAGAGCAGCCUCGGCGCCGUGGAGGUGCCUGGGGCUGCCCCUCAGCCAUACCUGGGGCUGGUCCUGGAAAAGCUGCACAGGACUGUGGCAGCAUUGCCUGAAGAUCUGAGACCGGGACCUGGUUUUCCGUCGGAAUUGGUGAUAUGUGUGGCUAUUACUGGAUUUUUUAUUCUCUUGCUUUUGUGGAGAAGCGUUCAAUCGGUUAGAAGCCAGCUUUAUGUAGGAAGAGAGAAAAAGCUUGCUGAAAAGUUUUCUGGACUAAUUGAAGAAAAAUGUAAACUUCUCAAAAAAUUUAGCAUUGUUCAAGAGGAGUAUGAAAGCUUAGAGUCAGCUUUGAAGGAUGCCAGCUUUGAGAAGGAGUCAACAGAAGCACAAAGUUUGGAGGCAACCUAUGAAAAGCUGAACAGGUCCAAAUCUAAACUUGAGGAUGAAAUAGUCUUUCUAGCAAAAGAAUUAAAGGAACAGAAAUCUAAACAUUCUGAGCAAGAUGAACUGAUGGCAGAUAUUUCAAAAAGGAUACAGUCCCUAGAAGAUGAAUCAAAAUCCAUCAAGUCACAAGUAGCUGAAGCCAAAAUAAUCUCCAAAAUAUUUCAAAUGAAUGAAGAACGUCUGAAGGUGGCAAUAAAAGAUGCCUUGAAUGAAAAUUCCCAACUUCAGGAAAGCCAGAAACAGCUUUUACAAGAGGCUGAAGUAUUGAAAGAACAAGUGAGUGAACUUAAUAAACAGAAAAUAACAUUUGAAGACUCCAAAGUACACGCAGAACAAGUUGUAAGGGAUAAAGAAAAUCACAUCAAGUCUCUGACUGAACGCUUGCUCAAGAUGAAAGACUGGGCUGCUGUGCUUGGAGAAGACAUAAUGGAUGAUGACUUGGAAUUGCAAAUGAAGAGUGAAUCACAAAAUGGUGCUCGCUUAGAUGAUCUGCCAAAAGGAGCUUUGAAGAAACUGAUUCACGCUGCUAAGUUAAAUGCUUCUUUAAAAACCCCAGAAGAAGAAAGAAACCAAAUCACACUCAGCUAUCUGAAGUAGAUAAAACAAAGG
Molecule: messenger RNA, 1146 nt
Organism: Cynocephalus volans (Philippine flying lemur)
Lineage: Eukaryota; Metazoa; Chordata; Mammalia; Dermoptera; Cynocephalidae
Product: melanoma inhibitory activity protein 2-like
Biological process (GO): protein secretion; endoplasmic reticulum to Golgi vesicle-mediated transport; vesicle cargo loading
Cellular component (GO): endoplasmic reticulum exit site; endoplasmic reticulum membrane
Source: RefSeq, a predicted model, not a curated record